UCUCUUAAUGCAAGAGGCCUCAAUAUACCUGAGAAGCGUUCACAACUUCUGACAUACAUGAAAAGCUUGCGAGCAGAUGUGCUCUUUCUCCAAGAAACUCAUUUUCGCGCUGAUCAUAUCCCUAAAUUCUCCAAUGCCAAUUAUCCAACAGUCUACCAUUCAGUUAACACAGAGGUAAAAGCAAAGGGUGUGUCCAUUUUGAUCUCCUAAGCACUCCCACUUACAAUUACUGAAUCUCUCGAGGAUCUGGAGGGAAGGUUCCUCUUUCUCACAGGUACCCUCCACAACAAACCGCUAACUUUAGCCAACAUUUACAGCCCCAAUACGGCUCAAGUUAGCUUCUUCCGUACAAUCUCUAAAACAUUUGCAACGUUCCAAUCGG
Messenger RNA from Staurois parvus, 382 nucleotides. Lineage: Eukaryota; Metazoa; Chordata; Amphibia; Anura; Ranidae. The record is from the annotation of a GenBank genome assembly.